AUAUUUACAAGUGUGCUGUAUUUGCUUACUCUAGAGCCUACUGUAUUGUAUACUGACUGUUGUAACAGAAUCACAGCUGUACAAUUUGGGUUAAUGGGUUAGUUGGGUUUGUUACAUGGGUUUGGGUUAAGUGAAACGGGUAUGUGUAUGGGUUUAAUAUAAAUAGAAAAUGUUGUGUUCUAUUUUUAGGGUUUCUGCUUUUGAUUAGGGCGGCGGCUUCUCGAUUCUUCCUUCUUGCUUUGCUGCUGAUGUUGGCCCUGGGGCUGUUCAUACUCGUUCAGAGAUAAACUUGGCUUUAAUUAAUUACUUGCCUCUGGUUUUGUGCGCUUGAAAAUCUGUGAUUGAAGAAGGAAUCCUCUUAUCUGUAUUCUCCUCGCACAUAAAUAUAUUUCUUGUUCUGCAGAUGCAUUAAUUAAAUAUUCUUCUUAUUAACUUACGGAGGCACUUAACGGAGAUGAGUGUAUUAUUUUCUUGAAAUGUGGGUUCUUCAUGGCUUUGGUUCGGUUGUCGAGAGCAACGGAAAAGAUCAAAACGAGAGGAAAUCUUUAUUUCUUCUCCACAGCCAAACCUUUUUCUAAGCCAUAGAUUAUCUCUUUCUUUUUUUAUUUUUUCCUGGGUUUACGAAAUGGUAGAAGUUCAGCUUCGGCAAGACUAACGACCCUGUCAACACAAAAGAAGUCUUCGUAUCCCAAGAAUUUCUCUAACAGGAAGCCAAAUAGAAAAUGGAGGAGAUGAAGCAGAGGCAUUUUGUGUUAGUACAUGGAGCCGGUCUUGGAGCGUGGUGUUGGUAUAAAGUAGCUACUCUUUUAAAAUCAGCAGGUCACAAAGUUACAGCUCUAGACAUGGCUGCAUCUGGUGUUCAUCCAAAGCAAGUCAGUGAGAUUCAAUCAAUAUCGGAUUAUUUUGAGCCGUUGAUGGAAUUCAUGAUGUCUUCACCACAAGAAGAGAAGGUGAUUUUAGUUGGUCACAGUUUUGGUGGUCUUAGCAUAUCUAUUGCCAUGGAAAGGUUUCCGGAGAAAAUUUCAGCUGCAAUUUUUGCUUCAGCUAUCAUGCCAGGACCUGACCUCAGCUAUACCAGUGCAAGAGAAAAGUUUAGCAAGACAUUUGAUCCAAUGGACACAAAAUUUAAGUUUGAUAAUGGGCCCGACCACCCCCCAACCUCCCUAUUAUCUGGGCCUAACUGCUUGUCAACCCAAUUGUAUCAACUCUCACCGCCAGAAGAUCUAAUGCUUGCAAUGAUGUUAAUAAGACCUCAUCCUUUGCAUAAUAUUGCUGCUGUACAAAAUGAAGCAGUGUUGACCAAGGAAAAGUUUGGAUCAGUUAGUAGAAUUUUUAUAGUGUGUGGCCAAGAUAAGGUUUACAGUGAAGAUUUCCAAAGAUGGAUGGUCCAAAAAAAUCCACCUAAUGAGAUUAUGGUUAUCUCUGAUUCUGAUCACAUGCUCAUGAUUUCAAGACCACAGGACUUCUGUUCUUGCCUUGAAGACAUUGCCAAGAAAUACUUCUGAAUCUUAUUUAUUUGUUGAAUCAUGUUUAGAGAAUAAUUUCAUACAAUUCUGUUUACAUGUGGAAAAUAACAAUCAAUAAUAACUGAUUUAUUAUCACUAA
Messenger RNA from Jatropha curcas, 1605 nucleotides. Its product is annotated as methyl jasmonate esterase 1. The record is from RefSeq and is a predicted model, not a curated record. NCBI's taxonomy places the organism in Eukaryota, Viridiplantae, Streptophyta, Magnoliopsida, Malpighiales, Euphorbiaceae. Gene Ontology annotation, molecular function: methyl indole-3-acetate esterase activity; methyl jasmonate esterase activity; methyl salicylate esterase activity. Gene Ontology annotation, biological process: salicylic acid metabolic process; jasmonic acid metabolic process.